Molecule: messenger RNA, 3888 nt
Organism: Ctenocephalides felis (cat flea)
Lineage: Eukaryota; Metazoa; Arthropoda; Insecta; Siphonaptera; Pulicidae
Product: DNA topoisomerase 2-binding protein 1-like
Exons: 23
Coding region: 1-3888 (1295 amino acids)
Biological process (GO): mitotic DNA replication checkpoint signaling; mitotic G2 DNA damage checkpoint signaling; DNA replication initiation
Source: RefSeq, a predicted model, not a curated record
AUGUCUGAAUUAAGUUUUAAAUUUGUUCGUCAAAAAAAAUAUGAUGAAAAACAUAUGAUGGUUGUUGCGUUCGAACAAUGCUCUAUAAAAUGUAAUCUAGAAUGUGAGUGGAUUAGUGAAAAGGAAUGUACAAUUCUUAAUCAAGCAAAAUUAACAAAAACUGAUAUAUUCGUAUUUGACGAAUUUGCUGGUUCAGCUUUUGAAUAUCUUAAAGGAUCAAAGGCUCUAAUCAUUGGAACGCGUUGUCUUAUGCAAUGUCUCUCUCAGGACAAAGAACUCCCUCCUUGGACUAACCCUUUGUAUACUCUAGCGAUGACUGGACUCAUCGUAACUACUUCGGGUUUUACAAAAGAACAGAAAGAUAAAAUUGCUACUUAUGUGCAGUGGAUGGGUGGUGUCUUUGAAAAUAAUAUGCAGACCAAAACAACACACCUUAUAUCAAAUAAUGUUACCAGUGUAAAAUAUUGUAAAGCAGCUGGGCUGAUUCAUAUUGUACGACAUGAUUGGAUUGAAGCUAUUUGGAAAGAAAGUUUAAAGGAUGAAGUAAUGGGUGCAUGCCCAGAAUUUAUAGAACAAAGUGUGACAACAUACAGACUUCCUCCAUUUUAUGGUUUGACUAUCACAUCGGCUAGUUUGUCAGGAGAAGAUAAAAAUAAUGUGAAAAAAUUAAUAGAAGAUAAUGGUGGUACUUACAGUGGAAAGUUUCAAACGGAUACAACAGACGUACUGGUGAUUAAUAAAAAUGGUAUUGAUAGCGCAAAAUACAAUGCAGCUCGAACAUCUAAAAAGGAAAUUGUAAAUCCAGAUUGGGUUAAAGAUAGUGUGGCUUUUGGUUAUGCGGUUGCAAUGGAUAAAUACAGAAUUGAAGUAUCAAACGCGAGCACACCUACUAAAGAAAAUGCUCCUGAUUUGACUAGUAAUUUUUCUAUGAUGAGUGCCAUUGUAAUGGAUAAGCAGAAAAUUAAUUCAACAGUAAAUGAAACAGUAAAUAUUACAAUACAAGAAAAAAUGCAAGAUAUAACUUUGGAAAAAUCUUGUGCUAUUAGCACACUUCGAAGUGAAAUUAAACCCUUAUUUAAUAUGAAAGAUGUCAGAAAUGCUGGAUUAUUUUUGGAUGGUUGUGGCAUUUAUGCAGCGGGCUUUUCUACAGAAGAUAGAGAAUUUUUGUAUAAAAUUUUUAACUCGGGGGGUGCAACGAGAUAUGAUGAACCAUGUGAAAAAGUAUCUCACAUUAUUUUGAACAACAAUGCUAAUUUUGAUAUGAAGCAAUUCAGUGAUAAAAAUCUUACGCCAUUCACUGUAAAUAUAAGUUGGCUGUCCGAUAGUAUAAAGCAUAAGCAGGCAAUGCCUGAAGACGAUUAUAUAAUCAAGUUCCCAGAAGAGAAAACAAAUACGAAAGUGAAACGAAAACUGGACAAUGUUCUAAAAACUAUUUCAAUGAAUGAUUCAGUUUGUCGACUAAUUCCAACUCCAAGAGAUGAGAAAUUAAAAGAAUUUGAACACCAAUCAAGAGUUAUGCAAAUGUAUAUAAGUUCAACUAGUUUUGGUACAACUACAGAUUCCACUAUCAGUGCUGAUCAAUCCACAUUUUCAUACUUAUCAAAUCACUCAUUUUAUCUAAGUGAAGAGCUUAAUGAUUCUGAGAGAAAUGAACAGUUAACUCUUAUUCCAAAUGUAGGAGGCCGUAUUACUAAUAAUGUGAAUGAGGCAAAAUAUAUAAUUGUUCCUCUCAAGUUAUUGAAUAGUAUUGAAGGGCCAGAAAAAUGUGAAAUUGUAAAUUCUUUGUUUAUUAAUUCCUGUUUAGGACAAAAAUGUGUGGUGCCGAUACAGUAUUAUCAUAGACCUAUUAUUAUAACCCAUAAGAAGCCUCUACAAAAUUUGGUAUUUUCUAUAAGUUCAUAUGUUGCCCCAGAACGAACGUAUAUUGCAGAAUUGAUCCAAGAACUGGGUGGGCAGACAAAUGACAAGUUUAUUCGGUAUGGCCUUUCUAGUGAAGGAAUUGGAGCAGCUACACAUUUGAUCUGUAAAGAAGCAAAAGGGUCCAAAUAUCAGGCUUGUAUAAACUGGAAUUUACCUGCACUAACUGUGGACUGGCUUUUGGAAUGCUAUGAAACGGGUUGCAGGGCAUUAGAGGAAAAAUAUUUAGUAGGAAAAUCCAAAGCUCCAAAACGAACAGAUUUAGAAGAGAUGAAGAAAUAUAAUCAAGUAGAAGACAUAAAAACACCAGGAAAAAUUUCUAAAAUAAAUAAAGUUCCAAUUUCAUGUAAUGAAGAAUUAACAAUAAAUUUUGAAUGUACCAGAAAUCAUAGAUUGUCAAAUACAAGUUUGAGUGAAGAAGAUACUUUACAGCAGCAAGUAUCAGAAUUUGUUCCAGAACCGCUCGAAAACAAUAAGUCAGUUGAUGCAAAUACUCCUAAAGUAAGCCUCAAGCGUAAAGGAUCAUGGAUUGAUGAUAACAGUGAUCGGAAUCUUGAGCAAGGAAGCUCUAAUGCUAAAGAAGGAAUAGAUGAUGAUGAUUUUGAAGCACAAAGAUCAAUUUUCAACAAACACCUAGCUGGUUUGAAAGAAGGAGAGCAACCAAUUCUGAGUCAAACGACUCCUCCACCAGUAAGCAAGUUUUUGCAACGAUUGCGUGGUAGAAAAUCAGAAACUCCCGAAUUGCCACAGCUACCAGAAUAUCUUAGAACACCAGAAUCUCCAUAUGGCGCUUUUCUUCAUGGGCCCAAUCCUUCCCCGGAAACUAGAAAACGCUGGAAAAGAUGGGUUGAUGCUUUACCGGACCCUGAAUCACCUAUGCCACCUAAAACACCAAGUCCCACUCUGAGCGAAUUAAAGCGUCAAUUGAUUGCCAAGAUUUCUCGACCAAAACAAUCUUCAGAAACGACAAAAAAAUUAGAUUUUGACCAAUGUGUAAUUCAGGACGAUCAAACUGCAGGUUCAUCAAAAUCUACUGCUGAUGAAUCACCAGCAUCAAAUAAACAAUCGGCUGUAAUUAACACUCAAUUACAAAAAUUAAAUGAAAUGCUGAAAUCAGGGAUCGGCAAUAAAACGACACCGAGUAAAUCCUUGACUCCCAUAUCAAGAAAGGCAUCUUUUCACAAUAUUGAUGCAAUAAGUACAAACGUUUUAAAGGAAUCCCAAGCUGAGUCAGUUGGUUGGCGAGAUCCUAGCGAAUUGUCACCUUCUCGAGAAUUGAGUUCUACCAGUGAUAUUGAAUUGCAAGAGAUGCAACCAUAUAGGAAAAGACCACCUGUGUUCAUUCUUUCUGGAGUAGAAGAAAAGGAAGAAAUUACUAAAGCAAUAUUAGAUUUAGGAGGUAAAAUAUGUGGAGUUAACAGUAUACAGUAUGAUGAUUCAUGUUCACAUAUUUUAUGUGACCAACCUGCCCGCAGCGAAAAGCUCUUGGCUGGUAUGUCAUCUGGUAAAUGGAUUCUCUGCUCUGAGUACAUAGCACAUUGCUUACAAGAAAGAAGAUUCAUUGAUGAAGAAAUGUAUGAGUGGGGUAAUCCUAAUGGAAACUACUGCCAAAUACCGGAUGCAACUGCAUAUUAUAGAUGGAGAUGCAAAUUGAAUUACACACCAGCUGAAAAUAUUACUGAAGGAGCCUUUUCUGAUUGGAAGGUUUUGUUAUUAAUCAAUAAAAAAGAUUCUUUUGCUAGAGUAAUAAAAGCUGGGUUUGGUGAGAUUGUUGAAUGCAGGAAUAUAGAAUCAUUGCGUGAAUCAUCAGUGACACACUGCUUUAUCGAUCCCCGAAAAAAACCCCUAAAGGAUUUUGAAAUAAGGCAUUUAUUAAGGAUUGGAGCUCUAGUUUUGCCCUCUAACUAUAUAAAUAAAUAUCUAUUUGAGGACCCAAUACCUGACCCGAAGAAGUUUUUAAUCACUGUUUAA